GGGAAGGCUCCCGGACUCUGUGGUGCUGGGUGGUUCAGGACGGCUGGGCGGGGCUGAGUUCCCCAGAUCAGAACUGGAGAGGAUGUUACGGGAUCCCUGCCCAGCCCGUGGAGGAAGCACCUGCCUACCCCGAGCCUUCCCCUAACCGGAGCGGAGAUUUCCUCCGCCCCUCCUGCCGGCCUUUGGAGGAAAGUGAAAGUGAAAGGGGGAAGAGGCGGCUUCGGAGCUGAGAAGAUCGCGGCGCCAUGAAGCCCCUGUCCCUGCUCCUCGCUGUGGCUCUGGUCUCGGCGACCGCCGUCUUGGCGGGACCCGCAGUGAUAGAGUGCUGGUUCGUGGAGGACGAGGGCGGCGGCCGGUUGUCCAAGAAACCUGCUGCACUGCUGCUGCGCCAGGGCCCGGAGAGCCCACCUCCCCGGCCGGACCUCGACCCAGAGCGCUACCUCAAAGUGCAUGACCCCGCGGGCACCCUCCUGGCCGCCUUCAGGCGAUACCCGCGGGACGCCCCCGCUCCACGCUGCGAAAUGAGCCACUACGUCCCGCUCCCUGCCUCGGCGAACUGGGUCAGCGGCUUGACCCCGGAGCAGAGCUGCCCGCGGGCCCUGGAUGGGACUUGGCUCAUGGUCAGCAUGUCCAGCCCGGUCCUCAGCCUCUCCAGCCUCCUUCGACCACAGUCCGAGCCUCAGCCGGAGCCUGCUCUCAUCACCAUGGCAACAGCUGUGCUGACUGUCCUCACUCACACCCCCACCCCUCGCAUCCGAAUGGGACAAGAUGCCCUGCUGGACUUGAGCUUUGCCUACACGCCCCCCACCCCCAAGGCUGCUACCUCUCUGGCCCCAGGUCCCCCUCCCUUUGGGCUGGAAUGGCGACGCCAGCACCUGGGUAAGGGGCACCUGAUGCUGGCUGCGACUCCUGGGCUGAGUGGGCAAAUGCCAGUUGCCCGAGAGGGGGCGGUGGCAUUUGCUGCUUGGGAUGAUGAUGAGCCCUUGGGGCCAUGGACCGGAAAUGGGACCUUCUGGCUGCCUGCAGUGCAGCCCUUCCAGGAGGGCACCUAUCUGGCUACUGUACACCUGCCAUACCUGCAAGGGCAGACCACCCUGGAGCUUGCUGUACAGAAGCCCCCCAAGGUGGCCCUGACACCAGCACCUCUUAUAUGGGCUGCCCCCAGGGAGGCACCCCCGGAGCUGCUCUGCCUCGUGUCCCACUUCUACCCUUCCGAGGGCCUGGAGGUGGAGUGGGAGCUCUGGGAUGGCCCAGAGGGUCGCUUUCAGAAGGCCGAGGGGCAGAGGUGGCUCUCGGCCCUGAGCCAUCACUCAGAUGGCUCUGUGAGCCUCUCUGCACACCUGCAGCCACCCCCGGUCACCACUGGGCAGCACGGGGCACGCUAUGCCUGUCGUGUCCACCACCCCAGCCUGCCCGCCUCGGGGCGCAGCGCCAAGGUCACCCUGCAGGUAGCUGGUCUCUCUGGGCCCUCUCUGGAGGAUGGCGUAGGCCUCUUCCUGUCUGCCUUUCUCCUCCUUGGGCUCAUCAACGUGCUGGGCUGGGCCGCUGCCUACCUGGCAACUUCCAAGGAUUCAACGGAAAAGAAAACACAGUGAGGCCAACUCACCACCAUCCUGGGGCAGCCACCAUCAUCUUCUCUGGUCUGAGCCACUGUAGUAACUCCCCCGAAUUGUAUACCCUUGGUUCCUGCUCCCUCCAGUCUCUCUCCAGUGAGCAGCUGCUUUCUGAAAAGACACAAGACCUUCUUAGGGCUCUAGAGCAGCACUUCUCAAAAAUUUUGUUCUCAGGACCUCUUACAAAUUAUCAAGGACCCUAUAGAGCUUUUGCUUAUGUGGGUUAUAAACUAUAGAUAUUUAUUGUACUAGAACUUAAAACUGAGAACAAUUUAAUACACAGGAAGACACAAGCACACGUUCCAUUAGCUGUGGGGACGAUGUCAAUACACGUCAUGUAGCUUCAGGAAAACACUGUACGUUUUUUAGAGAAUGAGAAUGAAAAGGCAAAUAACAGUUUGGGAUUGUUAUGAAAAUAGCCUAAACUUCGCAUACCCCCUGAAAUAGUCUCAGGGACCUCUGGGACAGAAACGGGUGCUCUAGAGGCAAAAUCCAUUCUUCUUGUCCUGGCUUGUGUAUCCCUGCGCUCCAGCCACUGCUUACCUCUUCAAGCCCGCCUCGUGCUCUCUCCGGCCCUCUUCUCAAUGCUGGUCACACCUACGGCUGAUCCUUUUUUUUAAUAGCCUCCCACCCUCCCUGGGUCCCAGAGCGCUGUUCCCUCUGCCUGGUCCACCCUCGCCCUUCCUGGGCUCCAGACCAGGUCAGCCUUGUCAUUCCCUCAGAUGGCCGCGUGUCCCUCUUGUGCGGUUCACCACGGUUGUAUUUAAGUGAUUGUGCGAGUCGUUGUUAAAUGCCUGUCUCCCUGCCCGGACUGUCGGCUCCUCGAAGGCGAGGACGAGCCUGUCCGUACCCUGGUGUAUCCCCCGCGCUGGCACAGGCCCUGGCGCCCGCUGGAGGGCGCUCAACAUAAGAAGUUAGUCUUUUUGCGUCCUAAGAAUUCAAAUGCAGGUGUUGGAUCAAAUAACUAUUGGAGGAUGGAAGCAGCGGCUCGGCUUAGGGACCUCCGAAGGUCAGGACGGUUGGCCAGACCGACGCGGGGAGCGGGUCUAAUCGUAUGGGAAUAAACUUGUUCAGUGC
Messenger RNA from Balaenoptera musculus (blue whale), 2690 nucleotides. RefSeq names its product TAP binding protein (gene TAPBP). Gene Ontology annotation, cellular component: membrane. Lineage: Eukaryota; Metazoa; Chordata; Mammalia; Artiodactyla; Balaenopteridae. The record is from RefSeq and is a predicted model, not a curated record. The transcript has 8 exons. Bases 246 to 1595 code for a protein of 449 amino acids. Gene Ontology annotation, biological process: antigen processing and presentation of endogenous peptide antigen via MHC class I.